This is a messenger RNA of Teleopsis dalmanni, 1270 nucleotides long. It is a transcript of the gene Pex7, whose product is annotated as peroxisomal targeting signal 2 receptor. Gene Ontology annotation, molecular function: protein binding. The transcript has 2 exons. Lineage: Eukaryota; Metazoa; Arthropoda; Insecta; Diptera; Diopsidae. Gene Ontology annotation, biological process: protein import into peroxisome matrix. Bases 1 to 999 code for a protein of 332 amino acids. Gene Ontology annotation, cellular component: peroxisomal matrix; cytosol. The record is from RefSeq and is a predicted model, not a curated record.
AUGAAUUCAUACACUACACCCGAUCGACACGGUUACAGUGUAAGCUUCUCAUUAUUUGAGGCUAAGCAUAUGCUGUUGGCUACGUCACAGCUUUAUGGAUUGGCAGGUGGAGGCACACUAUUUUUGCUAGAACAGUCAAACGACAACACGACUGGUAGCAUAAGUGGCCUGAAAGAACUCGGUCGCUUAGAGUGGACAGAUGGUCUUUUCGAUGUUGCUUGGUGUCCAUAUGCAGACAACAUAGCGGCCACUGCUUCUGGUGACGGUUCUUUACAAAUAUGGGGCGGUCUCGAUGAAGAGAGCAUAUUGAAACCCACAGAAAAACCAAUCAUCUGCCUACAGGAACACAAAAAUGAGGUGUAUAGCAUUGAUUGGGGUGAGCAGUGGAAUUACCACCAACUGCUCUCUGCCAGCUGGGAUAGUACACUGAAAUUGUGGGACUGUAAUCGGCAGCACUCAUUAUCCACAUUUACCGGUCACACCGACCUCAUCUAUAGUGCAAAAUUCUCUCCACUCAUUGGAAAUCUCUUUGCUAGUGUAAGUACGGAUGGAUAUUUGAACUUAUGGAAUUCUCUUGAUUUUUCAGGUAAACCAUUGAUGAGCAUACAAGCUGCGGACUCAAGCGCAAAUGAACUGCUCUCUUUGGACUGGAGUUGCUAUGAUCGUAAUACUCUAGUAAGUGGUGGCUCCGAUGGUAUUGUGCGCUGUUGGGACUUACGUAAUAUGCGACAACACGUCUUUGAACUACACUCUGGUGAAUUGGCAGUACGUCGUUUGGCUUUCUCUCCACACACAUCUACUGUCCUCGCAGCAGCCAAUUAUGAUUUCACUACUAGAAUUUGGAAUUAUGGUAAGUCAUUGGACGCUUUAGAAGUUAAUGAACACCACUCCGAGUUCGUUUGUGGUUUGGAUUGGAACAUACAUAAGCCUAAUCAAUUAGCGGACUGCGGUUGGGAUGCAGUGGUUAAUGUCUACACACCCACGUCACUCAAAGUUUGAGGCGAAUCCGCACUCAUCUGUAUAAUUGUGUAAAUAUUUUGUGAUACUCGCUUUAAGUCGUAAGCGACUUCAAUUAUGUUUAAGGAAGCAGAACAAAUGCAACGCUUAGCGGGCCCACUAAUCAACGCAUCUUCUCCGACUGGGUACAUACAAAUGCGCACUGGAUAGGAACUGCACAAAAAUGUGAUGGCAAAGCUAUUCAAAAUGAAAUUUCGAAAAUGUGAUAGAAUAACAAUAAACUUUAAGAGAAACUGCCUAAUUAUAGUUUGAA